Messenger RNA from Hyalella azteca, 8654 nucleotides. RefSeq lists its product as uncharacterized. The record is from RefSeq and is a predicted model, not a curated record. The transcript is spliced from 4 exons. Bases 344 to 4909 code for a protein of 1521 amino acids. Lineage: Eukaryota; Metazoa; Arthropoda; Malacostraca; Amphipoda; Hyalellidae.
ACUUUUUCAGUAAAAUACAAAAAUACUGGACCCAAAAAAUACUUGUACAUAAUUAAACGAAAAUAAACAUAUCAGUUGCAAGCAGCGGCAAUGCGAGUACGUAAUUUGAUGUUUUGCUUUUUUUAGUGAUUCGAUGAUAACAACGUGAACGCGAGCCUGUCUUCUUUCCUCUUUCAGUCUGAUCGAUUUCUACCUGGCUUGCCAUUGGUGGCAAGAGCUACUGCGUUUCUCUCAUUGGUGCAAUGCGUCUGCGAAAACAAAACCAUUUUGUAAACAAACAGUUCAGCUGACAGACGCCGGAGAACCGAUCAAUGGCAUCUUUAAGUAUUUUUCUCGUGUGUUAAUGGAAGUGUAUCCUAGUGACGAAUAUAUUACGCCUAUGACUGACACCACCGUUGGGGGUGAUGCUACUGCUGAGCCGCCUCAAGACCCCAAUGAGGGGCAAAAUUUUUCGCAGCUUGGAAACAGUGCAAGUAAAGAGAGUGAACUUGUUAACUCAACAGAGGAAAAUAAUUUUCGCUUUCGGCACGCCAAUGACCAUGUGGAUGAAACUGUUGAAGACGAGAUGAAACAACAGGUUUCACAAAAUAAUGACAUAGUGAUGCCUGAAAAAGUUGUUCCUUCUCCACUGCAAGAAUCUAAUCAAGCAGUAGCGGAAACAAUUUCCAACACAAGUUUAGUUGCAAGGUUUUCAGAAGAACCAGGUGAUCAUUUGGCACACUCACCAACUGCUAGAAUUGAACAUAACAAUGAUGAAUCUCAUUGUACCCCACAAUCUCACUGUGAGUCUCCACAACAUCCUUCAAAUUUGCAACAUGACCAUGAUCUUCAUCAAGAUCAACCAAAGGUGCUGGUUGAUUCAAGUGUUCCUCAGCAGGGAUUACAAGACAAUUCUUCUCUUUCAUUAUUGGGAAGUGAAGAAUGUCAGCCUCAAGAAAAUCAAAGUCACUCAGAUCAAGUGAUGCAGAAUGACUUGAUACAUUCUCAAAAAAUGCCAUCACAUCAGCAAAUGAACUUGAAUCAAGAUGAGCAAGCUAGUUCAAUGGGUAAUGCUUUUACCCCAACAAAUAUGCAAAAUCCACAUUCAUAUACUCAAGAUAUGGCUCCACAUCCAACAGAAAACUCUUCACCUCACUCCAUGUUCUCUGAUACAUUAGCUUCUCUUGCAGGUAACACUCCUGCAAUAGCAGGAAAUCCUUCAACUUGCAAUGAACACCUUGAAAUGUCAGAUCAUCACAACCAUUCCUUAGCUCAUUUAAAUUUGCCCCCUCCAGUGUUGCCCAAUCCAGGAAGUAUGCCCUCAAUGAUUUCUCCAUCACCAACCACCAAUCCUCUUGCUAAUGCUAUCAGAGAUUACUGUGACACGCUAUCCAACAUGCGUCCACAGAACUGUGAUCCAAUACCUUCUCAAAAUUCUUCUUAUCAAGAUAAUGGUCACUGCUCAACAUCAUCUGACAUGCACCAAACACAUUCACGUCCAAAUUCUGUGUAUGAUUUUGACCCAAGUGCAACUGGUAGCAAUAAUUUAUCAAUGGUUAAUAUGGACAAUAAUAGUAUGAUGAAUUCACAAAAUCAGUCUCAGCUGCAACAGGCCCUGCACCAUGAAAGGCAGAAUCAGGAUGUGAUUGGCAAGUCCAUUUUUCCUAUGAUACCUCUAGAUCGUUGUGAAAGCUUCAGCAGCAAGAGAGACGAUGUUCUAUCUCAUCUGAACUCAAUCAACCAAAUGCAGCAACACAAUGAUCAAGUUAAUAAUGGCAUGAACAGUGCUCUUAAUACCAUGUCUGGUAAUGAUUCACUAAACCAAUCAUAUGACAGCUCGCUCUCUGUAUCAUCUUCUGAAUUUCCCAACACUGCAACUUGUUAUGAUCCACUGUUGAUGAGAAGAGGGAGAGGCAGGCCAAGAGGAAGCAAAAAUGGCACUGGCAUGGGACGUGGCAAGAGCUCUUAUGGGCGAGGAAGCUUCAGGUUCAACAGUGCAGAUGACAGGCCCUGCAGCGCAUAUGAUCUGCGACACAUACCUGAUCCGUUCGGCACAGCAAGAAGAGGGCGACCAAGAAGUAGAUUCAUUGUUGAUCUUGGAGAACAAAAUCAUGAAGCUUGGACUAAAGCCCGUCUUGAUUUGAAUGUGUCUGAUGCAGAACUGACAACACUGCUCCUCAGUUUGCUGGAGUCUCGCAGAGACUUGGAAGACACGGCAGAUUCUGAUACAAUGUUGGGGCUCAUCAACUCUGAGUACAGCAAGUGGAAGGAUAAGUUUGCUUCUCAAGUGUCAAUGCUGAGUCACUUUGCCUCCAUACAUAAUACUAACUGCUGCACCUGCCUGGGCAUCAAAAAGAAGAAGCUCACUCCUGUUGGGACAGGGAAGCGCGGUCGGCCUAGAAAGUAUCCUCCACCUGUUGGCUAUGGCCCUGGCAUGCAGCGACCUGACACCAUAGACGAGGAUGGAAACAUUUUUGAACCUCAGUGCAUUUUAAAGGAUGGCACAAUUGUCAAAGCAGAGCCUCAUGACGAAAAACCAAAGAUGCAUAACGGCGAAGGAGGAUCUGACCUCAGUAAUCCUGGCUCUGCAAAUGGUUCCAUGAUGAACUCAAUGAAUUCACUGCCGCCUCGUGCUAUGCUCACUCAUGAAGAGAUGCAGAAGAGAAGAGAGUAUUACAGCAACCACAAAAACAAAAUAAAAUACGUCUGCCAUUUCUGUCAAGUACACUUCUAUCAUAAGCCAAACUUUGACUAUCACAUCAGUAAGCUUGAAAGAGAAGGCAAAUGCCGUAUUUAUGAUAAGGUGAAUAACCUAUACUUGUGCGAGUCAUGCGGUGAGGGAUUCUCGUGGCGAGAGAAAUUGGAAAAACACCUUCGCCUUGCGGAGCAACAUGGCACUCACAACCAAAAGGAACUUCUUGUGUACGGUGAUUUCCAGUGCAGUAUGUGUGGCAAAACCUUUAACAAACGCAACACGUAUUUGCAACACAUAAAAUGGCAUGAAGACAGAGAAGAUGUUCCUUGUGUUAUUUGCGCCACGUUGUUCAAGCAGACGGAGCUAAGAAGGCAUCUCAUGGAAGUUCACAACAAUGAUAGCUUGCCAUGUUGCUACUGUGGAAAGCUCUUCACAUCUCGCAAAUAUCUUGAGAAGCACGAACUUAUUCAUCAGUCUGGCAAUUUUCCUUGUCCUGAGUGCGGCAAGUGUUUCAGCCAAAAAAUGGCCAUGCAGCACCAUCUCCGUUCACAUUCUUUGGACAAAGAAUAUUCAUGCGAAACUUGUGGUCAGAUGUUCACUCAACGACUUGGUUUAUGUCAUCAUUUGAGGAAACAGUUUGGUCCUGGGGAGUUUAACGAAGAAUGUUCUGUUUGCUCUACUUAUUUCUGCAAUGAAUAUGAUCUCCAAAUCCACAAAAGAAAGGUUCACAACAUGACAGAGCAUAUGGAAGAGUUACCUCCUGAGAGCUACUUGCCCAUCAACAUGCGUAACCACAUGUCACCUACUGAUCGUAAUAAGCACUACAGCGAGGCUAACAACAUGGUGAAGAACAUGUUAGGAGGAUCCCUUGGCAACAACUUGGAUAAUUCAAUGAGCAUGACAAUGAAAUCGGAGAGUGAGGAACCUAUGGAUGAUUCGCAAGUUCCGAGCAGAAGCAUUCAACACUCUGGCGAUCCCAUGAGGGACCCUGACAGGAACAGCGCCAUGAACGACCUAAUGCGCAACACCCAAUUGCGGGAAAACUUGAUGAGAGAUAACCGCGACACUCUCAUGAGGGACAGCAUCAUGAGAGACAACUUACUGCGCGACAACAGAGACUCUAUCAUGAGAGAUGAAGAUAUGGCAGGCAACAUGAUGCGCGGGAACAGUCUGCGCGACGCAUCAGGUCACAACGAAAACCCUGUCCGAGAUAACGUCUUCUCGAGGAAUGAAGUCAUGAGGAAUAAUCUCAUGCGUGAUGAAGACAUGAGAAGCUCUGCUCACAGGAACGGGCCAAUGCAGGACGAAUCAAUGAGGAGCAUCGGUGGCCGCGAUGACAGGAUUCGUGACGAGAAUAUGAGCGAUGAUCCGAUGCGCUCUGAUGGAAUCAGAGACAACAAUUUACGGGAGAAUCUUCGGGAUGGAUUAAUUCGUGAUAACCCACUUAGGGAACUGGCUAUGCGCAGUGAAAGCUCCCUGAGGGAAGAUCCAAUGAGAGAGAAUAUCCCUUUGCUCAUGAACGAACACAUGCGGCAUAUGGUCGAGAGGCGCGAGCUUGAUCCUGAAGAGUUGCGCCUCAACCCAAGUCUGCACAAUAUGCAUCAUCAAAGCAAUGAGGAUCAAUUGCAUGUUCCUCAAGAUCUUACGAGGAUGACGUCGCAGUCGCUCUUGAUGAAUGACAACAGGAAUGGGAACAAUGGGAUCCCCAACCCUCAGCAGCACAUGGCAGACAUGCGACCUUCAGAGGACAGUCCCAGCAGGCUUUCGGACACGCCGGGGGCGGGCAGUGGCAGCAGUCACAUGAGUGACCAGCUCGGCCGUAUGGCAGUUGAAAACUUCAACCGCAUGACCAGCACACCCGGCGGAUAUUUGGCUGAACACUUGCGUCGUAUGGCUGAGAAUCAGAGCCGCAGCGGCAUGGCGUCGGUGAUGUCUGACACGGCUGCGGCCAUGAUGAGCCAUUACGACGACAGAGACUACUCGAGAAUAGAUAACUUGCGCUCCAUGAGCCGUGCAAGUCCUGCCGACCCCAUGGCCAGGCUGGGCGACAACUUGUCCCACAUGGGCGUGAUCAGGCCCGCCCAGACACCGUCCAGCACGCCUCAGUGGCCUCCUCACAUGCAGAAUCAUUCACCUCUGGACGGUAUGAACCAAAGUCCUCAGUCGACGCAGCACACUCUAUAUCCUCUCCCUUUCUGGCCCUAUGACCCGUCCCUGCGCCACUACAACCAUUAACGGCCACAGCGGACUUUCUUUUAGUGGACUGAUAUUGUCUACUGAUUGGUGCGCAAGUGUUAUAUUGAAUUCAAUCGUGAAAGUUUCUUCUUAUGAAUUUUGCUGAGUAAGCUGAAGAACAUAGCUUUGCCUAAUCCUCGCGUCACCAUUGCCAAUAGUGAUCAACAUGAUUGAUCUCAAGUGGUUGAACUGUUACGACGCUGUUAAAAUUCAAUGUUUUUUUCAUUUGUUACGGCGACGAACGAUGAAUGCUCUAUUACGUAACCUAUAAUUGAGUGUUUGUGUUGUCAAGUUUAGUGCCCUUCUACAACGAAUGUCAAACCUGCCCACGCAAGUGUGUUCUGACAUCAUAUAUAUUUUCGUCGUUUUAAUUUAUGGAAUUUAGCGCUGUUUUAAUGUAGGCCUAAAUUAAGGCACCCUGAGGAGGGAAGCAGUGCAAUAUCUCACUGCUGCCGAUAGCGACGCUAUGAAUCAAGGUUCCUAACAGAAUAGAUUGUGUGUCUAGGGUAAAUUGAUGGACGUGAAUGCUUCCCAGGAGCAAUGUGGGGUCCCACUGACGUCAGAGUUGCUAUUCAAUGCAUAGAAUUCUUUGUCCGAGUGCAAUAUUUUACAGUAAGGAAAUUUUAACAAAUUUUAGGGCAUUAGAAUGAAAUCCCAGUUUGAAGAUCGUUAAUAUGUAUGAAAUAAUGAACCAUCUAGUCGUGUCUAAUCAAGGUUUUGUUACGUGCCAGAAAUCAGUAAUUUUAUAAAGUUCUUUUAAAUUAAUUUUUACUACAACUAAGAGACCCCAAUUGUUCCUGUGAAGACCUGCUGCGAUGUUCGCGUAACAUGCGUUGCACUGUCGAAUAGACGAUGUUUAUAAAUAUAUACAUACAUAUUCUGCUUAUUAUAUAUAAUAAGAGGCUUAGCAUACCUAUUAUUGUAGUGUGGUGAACCUAAGGGCAGGAUGCUGUAGCAAACUUGUGCCAUUGUUUUUAUUAUGUGUACUCGGAGUUACACGCGGCGAUCUUCACGUGGCUUUCUUUUUAAUCAGAAUUCAAUUGUUGCAGUAAUUCCGUUCGCGUCAUCGUUCGUAUAAGAGCCCUCGUCGACCAACCCAAACAAUAGGCAUAAAAUAUUUACUUUUUACUCAGAAUUCAAUUGUUACAAAGACCUUAAGUAAUUCUGUUCGCGUCAUCGUUCGUGUAAGAGCCCUCAUCGACUAACCCGAAUAAUCGGUUUAAAAUUCGUUUUGCAUGUCAACACGUUUUCUUGCGCGCGUCUCGCUUGAUGACGUUCCCUGAAAUUAUUUGCUGUCCAUGGAGACUUCAGAGCUGGGGUGUAAGAGGCAGGAAUUGUGGUCUCAAAGAAGACGUUUAAUUUUAACUCUCGCUUGACAUGGGCUUCUUCGUUCCAGUCUUGCAUCAAGGCUCUUGUAAUUUUUUAUUGUAAUUAACGCCUCACAUCGGCUUCAAGUUUGUGUUUUUAAUUGAGAUGUUUCAAAAAAUGUAUUUGAAAUUUAUGCAUCAUGAAUUUAGUCAGGAAAUGUUUUGGUGUGUUCUAAAUGUUAUGAAGGCUUGAUUUUUAUAGGGUCUGUCAAUGGCCUAUAAAUGUACAGUCUGGACCUUGACAGUUCACGUGCACUUGGUUCUUGAAGUUGAAGGUAAUUCAGGGUGUAUUGAUGGCGGUGUGUGUGCUGUGUAGAGAUGGGUUGUAUCGAUGGCGAUGUGUGUGUGUGCUGUGUAGAGACAGCCGGUAUGUGUACUAUUUAGAGACAGGUUGUAUUGAAUGGUGUAAGAAGGCUUCUUUUCAUGCAUGCGAGUAACUCGGUAAGGUUUUGGUGAUGUUAGAUGUGCCAUCCAUCUAAAUUAGCUUCCCGUACGUUGUGUACAUUGCGCGCUUCUUUACUAUACUUAAGAAAUAUUGUUGGAUGUUUCUCUUGUUACUAAGUUUCUAUCUUCUUUUGAUUUGCUCUUUUCAUUUUGUUAAGUUUUACUGAAGUUGCUGCAGUUGUUAUUUAACUUGGCAAGUAAUUUUAGUCAGGCGUUGACGACAUGAGUGUCGUGUAACUUAUAAUAAUUAAUACGUCGUGGUAUUCUUUGGUGCUGUGUUCUUUAUUUUAAUGAACACGUCUUGCAUCUACUUCAGUUAUCGUAGUAGUUAAGCCAGCAGUUAAUCUCUUGUUAUCGGCAACGCUGAGUCCAGUGAUUGCAUUAUUUCGGUAUGAUCGUCUUGGUUGCCAGAGAUCUGAGCCAAUUAGUUAUUCUCCUUUGUUUGAGGGUUUUGUCGACAAAGAACAGUUAUCGAAUACAAGUCCAUGGAAUAAUUUUGAAACUUUAACCGAUGUUUGGUUCGCCAAAGCAGCCGUGCCAAUCGUUGGGAGGAUGCUAGGUUCUGGGCUCCUUGUGAUUGAGACCACCUAGAGUACACGGAGAUGCCUGUGGUCACGCAAUACCGUUUAAUUCCCGUGUGCAUUUCACUGCAAUAUUAUUUUUACGAUUCGAACCGACAUUUGCCUGUAAAUAUCUGUUUAUUCAUAUCAUGCGUGUGAGGUUCUUAAUAAUAACAGUUAUUCAUGUUAUUAAGCUAUCUACGCAGCCCUACCCAUUGGCGAGUUCAAGAGAACCCGACUCGUUCAUUGACCAAAAACUCUGAGCAAUGCACGAGUCGGCAACACAACGCGCAGUCACUCUUGUUCUUCGUAGUUCCGAGUUUUGCGUUCUAAGUUACUGCAAAAAAAAACCAUCACAAAUGUUUUUAUAAAACAUUCGCCGUUAAAGGGCUGCUGAGCUCGCAAUGUAACUCCGACUUGUCUGCAGCAGAUAGCGUAUCUGGUGCCCUCGUAUGUGACGCUACAGCAAGCAUAGCUCGCAUGGACUGAUUAGUAUCAUUCGAUUACGAUAAAAUUAUAUUGACUAAAUUAUUACUUGAAAUAAAUAACUGUUCUUGAAUUUGACCGCGAGGUAAGAUUUAAGCGCCUUCAUCAAGAUUGUACAGCUAGCUUAAUGUAAUAAUAGCAUAGAAUUUACCCUUGCCGUCUAUUGCAGCAAUUAUGUCGUGUUUUUCUGCCACCGAGCGUUCUCAAGAAUGAGGAAUGCGCCAGGGACUUUUACUGUAAUGGUAACGUUUCUCUCAACUCGCUAUAACUGCAGUGUUCCUAUAUUUUGUCGAACCAUUAUCACAGUUCAAUUUGCAAUACAGAGAAAAGCACUGCUCGCUCGUUCGCAUUAAGCUCGUCCAAAAGUUACAAUUGCUCCAGCUGGUACACUUGCUAUCUCUGACUGUACAUUGGACGCAUUGUAGAACGCUUCUCAACUUGCUCCGGAGAUUACAAGUUAGGGCUGGGAGGGCUGGAGGGCUGGGAGGCUGGUACACUUGCUAUCUCUGACUGUACAUUGGACGCAUUGUAGAACGCUUCUCAACUUGCUCCGGAGAUGACAAGUGACCGUAUGCCCACUGACAGUCAGACAUCUUGAUGACAUUGUAUAUUAUCAGUUAUUUUCAUGCCUGGUCGCAAAUGAGAACUCAGGUCUCUUGACUCUAUGUUUCAACGCUCGAGUUUAGAAAGUUGAUUGAUAGAAACCCAAAAAUUUUGGCUUUUAAGUGUUGAUUGUAGUGUUCGAGUAUCAUGUAUAGCAUUGCUCGUUUCAACUAGCGACAUGAUAAGCUAAGAGGUAUUGUGAACGUCAAUAUUAACAAAUAGCUACCUGUAUUGCGUACAUGUAUUGUACAGCGGUACUUCAGGAAUAAAUGUGAGAAAUAUAAA